AUGAGGCCUGAGAACCAGAGCCAUGUGUCUGAGUUCCUCCUCCUGGGGCUCCCCAUCUGGCCAGAGCAACAGGGUGUGUUCUUUGCCCUGUUCCUAGGCAUGUACCUGACCACGGUGCUGGGCAACCUGCUCAUCAUCCUGCUCAUCAGGCUGGACCCUCACCUCCACACCCCCAUGUACUUCUUCCUCAGCCACUUGGCCCUCACUGAUGUCUCCUUUUCAUCUGUCACUGUCCCUAAGAUGCUGAUAAACAUGCAAACCCAGGAUCAAUCCAUCCCCUAUGCAGGGUGCAUAACACAGAUGUAUUUUUUCCUCCUUUUUGGCUGCAUCGAUAACCUUCUUCUUGUAGUGAUGGCUUAUGACAGGUACGUGGCCAUCUGUCACCCUCUCCACUACACCACCAUCAUGAGCAGGGGGCUGUGUGUGUUUCUGCUGGCUGGAUCCUGGCUCCUCUCUUGUGUCAGUGCCCUGUCCCACACCAUCCUCCUGGCUCAGCUGUCCUUCUGUGCGGAGAACAUCAUCCCACAUUUCUUCUGUGACCUUGCUGCCCUGCUCAAGCUCUCCUGCUCAGACACCUCUCUCAAUGAGCUGCUUAUAUUCACUGUAGGGACUGCAGUUGUCAUUCUCCCACUGAGUGGCAUCCUGGUCUCUUAUGGCCUCAUUGGGGUCUCCAUCCUGAGGAUCCCUUCUACCAAGGGGAUCUGCAAAGCCCUGUCCACCUGUGGCUCCCACCUCUUUGUGGUGUCUCUAUUCUAUGGAACCAUUAUGGCACUGUACUUUUCCACCUCAUCAGGCAAGUCCAAGGACAAAGACAUGAUUGCCUCACUGAUGUACACAGUGGUGGCCCCCAUGCUGAACCCCUUCAUCUACAGCCUAAGGAACAGAGACAUGAAAUUGGCUCUGGGAAUUCUUUUCAGAAGCAAUAACCUUCUCAUCAAGUGA
Dama dama (fallow deer) is the source of this 942-nucleotide messenger RNA. Its product is annotated as olfactory receptor 1J4-like. Gene Ontology annotation, molecular function: G protein-coupled receptor activity; olfactory receptor activity. Bases 1 to 942 code for a protein of 313 amino acids. Lineage: Eukaryota; Metazoa; Chordata; Mammalia; Artiodactyla; Cervidae. Gene Ontology annotation, cellular component: membrane. Gene Ontology annotation, biological process: G protein-coupled receptor signaling pathway. The transcript has a single exon. The record is from RefSeq and is a predicted model, not a curated record.